AUGCGUCGAGCAGCUGUGCAAGCACUGCGGACUGCUCGACGAGGAUCUCUUCGCAAGUUACUCCUUGCCAAAAAUUACUCAUUCUUGAAUCAUCAAUCAAAAUAUCCUCGGCGACCAGGUGCAUUACUGCCCAGAAAUGCCCCCCUUCAAAUAGUUCAGUCCUCGAUCUUGUUUCGAAAUUUUUCGAUUGCUGCUGCCGUCUCCGUGGUAGCUUCUGGCGUCUGGUACUAUCAACGAGAACCAGGCCAAGACCAGCACCCAGCCUAUGGUCCUUCUUCACUCAACACCACACCCACCUCUUCCUUGUCACAGUAUCACACAGCUAGCGCAUCAUCUCCCAUACUAUCCCAGCCGUCGGAACGCACCACAGCUUCGAUCGAAACCCUUUCCAAUCCGUACACCUCAAUCGUCGUUGAUCAUGAGAACUUCUUCCUCACAGAUCUAGCGGAGGAGGUACCCUUGACAAAAAAGACCGAGGAAGAUGGAAACUAUCGAAUGGAGAAGCUGUCACCAGAACAAGCCACACAAAAGCUCCGUAAGUACGAGCAAUCGUACACGGUGGGAAGGGGACGAGGGGUUCUCCGGUACGAUAUCGUCAAAGUACCAAGCAACAACCCUAUAGAGGAUGAUCAUGCGGAGAAGAUAGUCGAAGUCCCUUCGUCCUUGACACCAACUAAAGAUGGAGCUUCAAGCAGCGAUUGGAUGUUCUGGGGCGUCUUUGACGGCCAUAGCGGCUGGACAACCUCUGCGAAGCUUCGGCAACGACUAAUCUCCUUCGUUGCCCGAGAGUUGAAUCCUGUCUACAAAUCUGCCGCGACCGACCCUUCUCUCACAGUCCCAACCCCGCAAUCUAUUGAUGAAGCUAUCAAGCGUGGCUUCCUCCUUCUUGACCGUGAUAUAGUCCACACAUCAGUUCAGAAAGCUCUAUCCUCCAAGACCAAGCUCGCCUCUACAGAACUUCUCGCUCCCGCCCUCUCAGGUGCUUGUGCUCUUCUCUCCUUCUACGACAGCUCCUCCAAUCUUUUCCGCACAGCCUGCACUGGUGAUUCCCGCGCUGUUUUGGGCCGAAAGGCCGCUUCAGGGAAAUGGACAGCCACACCUCUAUCCGAAGAUCAAACAGGAGGCACACCCUCAGAAAUCCUUCGACUUAGGCAAGAACACCCAGGUGAGCCAGAAGUCACCCUUAACGGCCGCAUUCUAGGGCAAUUGGAGCCGUCCAGAGCCUUUGGUGACGCCAGCUACAAAUGGCCCAAGAAAUUACAGGAACAGAUAAAAGCCAAAUUCUUUGGACGGACCCCUGCCUCACGACUGAAGUCACCACCAUACGUCACCGCUGAGCCUAUCAUCACGACUACAAAAAUCGAGCCCGAGAAUGGCGACUUCGUCGUCCUAGCAACCGACGGAUUAUGGGAGAUGCUCACCAACGAAGAAGCUGUGGGCCUAGUAGGACAAUGGCUCGAGAAACAACACCAGCAAAGCGACGGCUCCUCCAGUCCAAUUGCUUGGGCUAAAUCCUUCACCGCCAGUGCCGCAGACGCAGCUCUGCCCGUGGAACGACCACAAGUACUUGGAAAAGACGGCGAAGGCGGGCAAAGAGGGCCAAUCCGACAGGAACAAUAUGAUCUGAGAGAAAGCGACGAGCGAUUCGUAACAGAGGACAAGAAUGUCGCCACGCACCUCGUCAGGAACGCGCUUGGAGGAAAAGACAGAGAUCUGGUAUGCUCAUUGCUGAGCCUGAUCAGCCCUUACUCGAGACGGUAUAGAGACGAUCUCACAGUCGAGGUCAUUUUCUUCGGCGAAGGCGGCGAAAAGACCGGUAAUGUGGUUUUGAACCCUGAAGCCAGCAAUCCAGGAGCUGGACUGAAGGCGAAGCUGUGA
Molecule: messenger RNA, 1878 nt
Organism: Bacidia gigantensis
Lineage: Eukaryota; Fungi; Ascomycota; Lecanoromycetes; Lecanorales; Ramalinaceae
Exons: 2
Coding region: 1-1878 (625 amino acids)
Biological process (GO): protein dephosphorylation
Molecular function (GO): protein serine/threonine phosphatase activity
Source: RefSeq, a predicted model, not a curated record